Danio rerio (zebrafish) is the source of this 3504-nucleotide messenger RNA. It is a transcript of the gene ahcyl1, whose product is annotated as adenosylhomocysteinase like 1. Gene Ontology annotation, molecular function: adenosylhomocysteinase activity. The record is from RefSeq and is marked validated. NCBI's taxonomy places the organism in Eukaryota, Metazoa, Chordata, Actinopteri, Cypriniformes, Danionidae.
GGCUGAAAUUACCUUCUCAUAAACUCGCAUACGCUCGCGUGCGUUUGCCCUCCUCAUUCGACAGCUUGUUCUCCUUCCACACGCUUUUUGCGCAAUCAGCUCUUCCGCAUUUGAGACAGUCGGAGCUUUUAAAGCGCAACAUAAGGACGAAUCGAAAGGUUACAGUAACAGAGCUGAAGGACUACCGCGAAAACCGCCCGGCGACCGCGCACACUUACAACUGCCAUGACAGACUGUGGCGAGGAUGCCAAGCUGGAGGCGACGAAACAGGCCAGCAAAGAGUUUAAAGAGAGCGAGAACGUAGCCGAGAAAUACUCCGCGAUGACAGCCACGAAGCACAGCGACGUGAACAUGAACGUCGGAGAGCUGUCCGCCGCGUUCACUGCGGUCCCGACCCACAAAUCCGUCAAAAAGAUUCAGUUUGCCAACCAGGAGGACAAACAGGAGUUUAGCAAGUUCCCUACAAAAACAGGCCGCCGCUCCCUGUCUCGCUCCAUCUCUCAGUCAUCUACGGACAGCUACAGCUCAGCGGCCUCGUACACUGACAGCUCAGAUGAUGAGACGUCUCCUCGUGAGAAGAGCCAGGUCAACUCAAAGGGCAGCAGCGACUUCUGUGUCAAGAACAUCAAGCAGGCCGAGUUUGGCCGGCGGGAGAUCGAGAUCGCAGAACAAGAUAUGUCUGCGCUGAUUUCCCUGCGGAAGAGAGCUCAGGGAGAGAAACCCCUCGCCGGGGCCAAAGUGGCCGGAUGCACACACAUCACUGCUCAGACUGCUGUGCUGAUCGAGACUCUAGUGGCCCUGGGUGCUCAGUGUCGCUGGACUGCCUGUAACAUUUACUCCACCCAGAAUGAAGUGGCAGCAGCUUUGGCGGAGAGUGGUGUGUCAGUUUUUGCCUGGAAGGGAGAAUCGGAAGACGACUUCUGGUGGUGCAUCGACCGCUGUGUCAACAUGGAUGGCUGGCAGGCAAACAUGAUUCUAGAUGACGGAGGGGAUUUGACCCACUGGGUGUAUAAGAAAUAUCCCAGUGUCUUUAAAAAAGUUCGUGGAAUCGUGGAGGAGAGUGUUACUGGUGUACACAGGCUGUAUCAACUCUCCAAAGCUGGCAAGCUUUGCGUCCCUGCCAUGAAUGUCAAUGAUUCUGUCACCAAGCAGAAGUUUGAUAAUCUGUACUGCUGCAGGGAGUCCAUCCUCGACGGUCUGAAGAGAACCACAGAUGUGAUGUUUGGUGGGAAACAGGUGGUGGUUUGCGGUUAUGGAGAGGUGGGGAAAGGUUGUUGUUCAGCUCUGAAAGCACUUGGAGCAAUAGUGUGUGUGACGGAGAUCGAUCCGAUCUGUGCUCUUCAAGCCUGUAUGGACGGCUUUAGAGUGGUGAAGCUGAAUGAAGUGGUUCGUCAAAUGGACAUGGUCAUCACCUGCACGGGGAACAAAAAUGUGGUGACGAGGGAGCACUUGGACAGAAUGAAGAAUGGCUGUAUCGUGUGUAACAUGGGCCAUUCCAACACUGAGAUCGAUGUGGCAAGUCUGCGGACUCCAGAGCUCACCUGGGAGAGAGUCCGCUCACAGGUUGAUCACGUCAUCUGGCCUGAUGGGAAACGAGUCAUUUUACUGGCAGAGGGCCGACUCCUGAACCUGAGCUGCUCAACAGUCCCCUCAUUUGUGCUAUCAAUCACAGCCACAACCCAGGCUUUGGCCCUGAUAGAGCUGUAUAAUGCACCAGAAGGUCGCUAUAAACAGGACGUCUACUUGCUGCCCAAGAAAAUGGAUGAAUAUGUGGCCAGCUUGCACCUACCCAACUUUGAUGCUCAUCUUACAGAGCUGUCUGAUGAACAGGCCAAAUAUAUGGGCCUCAAUAAGAAUGGACCCUUUAAACCGAAUUACUACAGAUAUUAGUCUGACUGGAUGGAUUCAGCCUUCAUCAAAGAUGGAGAGAUCUGUAAUAACCAGUGAAGCAAGAGAUUUAUUUUAUAUUAAUAUACAUUUCUUAAAGCAAAACUUGAUUUUACCGAAUGUUAUUCUUAUUUAAUAGUGUUACUAAUGUCCUGUGACAAAAUAUAUACAUUCAUGUCACUUUUAGUGCGUUGUUAGAAGUGAUGUAUUAUAGCAUAUGUUGUAAAAUUAUCUUUUAACCUAAGAAAGGAAGCGGACCACUGUCUAUGGCUCUAAAAAAGUGCCAAAUAUUGGUUAGAGUUACUGAUCUCAUAGGACGACUGAUAAUCAUUACCAUGCUUUAUUUUUUACACAUUGAUUCCAUUGACGUGAAGUUACACUACACUUAAGAUUUCAUGACCAAAAAAAAGGAUGUCUCUGUGGCUUUUUUAAUAUGAACCUGUUAGUCUUCACAUAAUAUUCCUCUUACAUAAGAAAGUAUAAUAGCUUUUUUUUAAAUUAUUAAAUGAAUGUACUGUGUAUUACGGCUAAAUGCUAGAAUGUUCUGGCAAUAUGAUACACACCACUGUGUGCAGAAACUUCUGUGACCCGGCAGCACCUGCUGCUACAUAUAUACCCCGCUUGGGGGGAUUUUAUGAAUAACGUCACCAACUGGGAUUUUUCCCGUUCACAUUCUGGCACACUUCCAUCAUCUCUGUGGCCUUUCAUGAAACCCUAUAUUAAGAUAACGUUGUUGACCAUUAUAUGUCAUGUAGGCCGAACGUAGAUGAGAAUAUAUGUAGAGCUGCAUGAUUAAUCGUUAAAACUCGCAAUCUUUCUUUUAAACGAUUUGCGAUAUGUAUGUUUAUUAAAGCUUUAACCAUCACAGUGAACGUUUAAAUCGGAUUCAGACAGAGCAGUUGUUGUGUUAAAGUUAUGAAACUGCUUCAGUCUUUUAAUCCAGUGUUAUUUUUUCGGUGUUACAAACAUUAAACUGUCAUAGAAGUACUGGGAGGACAUUUGGGACUUACUGUAUCGAUCAAAAUCACCUUUUAAAAGUAACUUAAAGGCUGCAGCUAUUCAAAUUCAUGUCGCAGAAUAAUUUAUUCAAGAUAAACUUUAAAAAGGUCUUUAUGAGUAAGUUAUUGAGUCAUUCGUUCAAACUGAGACUGAAAAAAAUAUUUAAUAAUAAUAAUAUUAAUUAAAAAAGGUAGAAAGCAACCGAUUUUGUCAGCACCUCUAAUUAUUAACUUUAUUUGUAAUUUCUUUAACUUGUCUAUUCAGAAUCCAAUCCUGAUUUUUGUAUUUAAACAAAUAAAACCAAAAUGUGAUUUUCAGUUUAUCUAGAGUCGUGCAGCUCUAAACUGCAGCUGAAAUAAGAUUUUGAGGCGUUUAUGGUUUGCUGAACCUAUUGCCCUCAACGUACCUUGGCUAGACUCACAGUAAGCCCACAUAUCUGGAUGGCCAUCUGUAAGGGACUGCAUAUGUCUUAAGUAAAUAUCACUGUGAAUCUGCCAUCUAAAUAUAUUUGCCUCAUCUGCACUUUGUGAUUUACCUUUCACUGCAUCAUUUGUCAAAUGUGCUUCCUCUGCCUUGACGUCAUCCAAUCCCUGCAUUAAAGAUCUUGCUCUCACUAAA